AUGAUUAGAUCCUCAAUAACUCAUUCAAAGAUAGGCCCGAUAUCGAAGAUGUUUCUAAGGCGAUUCUCUACGAACGGAUCUGUUUGGAAUGCCUACUCGCCUAUCUUUAAGGAGGAUGAAAACUUGAAAGAUCUGAGAACAUCUAAAUUUGAAUACAAGUCGUUGUACCAGCCACUGAAAAUUGACUCAUUUACCUCAGAGAUUGAAAACUCAAGUGAAAAGGUCGAUUAUUACAGCCAUUGUUUACGCGAGGAAAUGAAGCAUUACGGAAAUUCUGAAUUCCAGGACGAAGAUCGGUUGAACAAUACUUCUUCACUGCCUGAGUUGAGGAUGAUAAAAACGAAAAAUCAGGCGUUUGAAACGUAUCUGAUAGAGAACCCCAACGUGGACCCAAAAAGCACAGUAACGAAAAUGAAACAAUAUGUGAAGUUUGCUGUAAUGUUUAUGAAGUUCUUCAAAUUAGGUGUUAUGAAUGUGUGGAAAAACUACCGUCUUAAUAGAAAAGAAUUUUACGGCAGUUAUUACAUGGUAGACCCAAAAAAUGAAAAUGCAAAACUAAAAGUCAAAAAUUUGAAUAGCGUCAUUGACGAGCUUCAUACUGUCAUUAAUUGUGAAAGGAAUGUAAGAAAUGCUAGUGAACAGAGAAGGGUUUUGAACAAAGGUGGCACCCAAGAUUUGUUUCCCAAGAUUGAACUUUCACGAUCUACUUUGCAAAGAGUUCUGCGGACCCGGGCCGACUUUAUCAAACUCCCUCUAUUUGCAGUAUUGUUUCUCCUAUUGGAAGAACUCACCAUCGGUCUAUGCUACAUCUUCCCCGAGAUAGUUCCCUCAACAUGUGAAUUACCUCAAUUGAACCAUAGAUUCUUUUACCAACAAAGCAAAAGCCAAAAAGAACUUCUAGAGCUGAGACAGAAUGCACCCAAAUCUGAAUUGUUUAAGAAAACCCCCUACAAUAUUUCUUGCAAGGAAUUGUUUGUCCUCAGCAGCGUUUUGAAGACGAAGAGUUCCUUAAUCCCCACCGUGUUGUACCCAGAAUCAUACCUGCGUCAAGCCCUGUUACGAAAGCUGAAGUCGUUAAACGUUGAUAACUAUUUAAUCGUUAGAGAUGGAGGCGUAUGGAAAAUGACAAAUCUGGAAAUACUACGAUCCUGCAUAGACAGAGGACUCGUUGAUUUCUCCAAGGAAUUGAACCCAAAUAAUGAUCCUCAGUCUGAAGAACAAAAAUCUCAUUAUGAACUCAUCGAUUUCAGCACUUUGAGAUUCCGGCUUCAUUCGUUUAUAUGCGAGAUGAACCGUUCCAACAACCAUGCUUCCGUUGGACUACUAGGAAUGUAUUGA
Messenger RNA from Komagataella phaffii GS115, 1338 nucleotides. RefSeq lists its product as uncharacterized. The record is from RefSeq and is a predicted model, not a curated record. The transcript has a single exon. The coding region runs from base 1 to 1338 and encodes 445 amino acids. NCBI's taxonomy places the organism in Eukaryota, Fungi, Ascomycota, Pichiomycetes, Pichiales, Pichiaceae.